Molecule: messenger RNA, 303 nt
Organism: Plasmodium fragile
Lineage: Eukaryota; Apicomplexa; Aconoidasida; Haemosporida; Plasmodiidae
Exons: 3
Coding region: 1-303 (100 amino acids)
Source: RefSeq, a predicted model, not a curated record
AUGAGAAAUGUAUUAAGGGCGUUGUUUAAUGAAGAGCCACAUUACUUAACAGAAUUUGUGGGGCAAAUUCAAAUGCAGCAAAUUGUUAGUUGGUUUCAUGAAAUAUCCAUGUAUUUUAGUGCAACGGAGAUUAUAAUCAGCAACUACAAAAUUAAAUUAAUGAAAAGGACUGAUUAUUUUAGUGUUGAUAUUUUCUUCUCUUAUAUGGCAACAUUUAAGGAGUUAAACCGAAUUUUGAUCUUAAAAAAAGCAUUGUUCUUUCAUUAUAACAUAAGUGGGUUGUUAAACGGAAAAAUUAGCUAA